UUGGUAGAACUUUGAGAAGCUAAAGUUAGCAAAACAACAAAGUUUUAUAGAGAACAACUGAUUUACCUAAAAGAGUUAGUAGUUUGCUUUUGAUAUUUAAAUAGAAUUUAAAGCUUAUUACUAAAUGACCUAUUAUAUAGGUUUGUUAACUGACUGGCAGUGUAAUUAACGUUUCGUUGCUACUAGUUAUGAAUAGUUAAAGGUGUGUUAGCCCUUACAGCUAGCUGACUGACUUGCUUUCUAAAGAUGCCCAAAACCAGAUCAAAACAACAACAAUGAAGGAAUUUGAAGGAGAAUUAACACGAACAGAUGGACGAAGGGAGGAGAUUGUUGACCUCAACUGGAAGCACUUUUGGAAGAGCAGCCUGUUCACGCUGCUCAGAUGAUGUCCUGGCUGAGCUGUGGCACAGUACUCCAGUUAAAAGGAAGGAGGAUGAUGCUGCACGUGAUGGUGGCCAAGCAUCUGGUAUAACUAACUUCAAGAUGGACAAUCCAGCUUCACAAUGGGGCAGAGGUCCUUCCACCAUCCCUGCGGACACCUGCUUUCCUCACAGUGUGCCGGAAACUGAGUUUCCUGUCAAAGACCUGAGUGGCUCCACCAUCCGGAGGCAGAGGAGGGAGCUCCAGCUGCUGAUGGCUGAGCUGAAGGACAGAGAGAGGGAGCUGAAUGCUAUGGCUGCCUCUCAUUAUAAGCAGCAUCAGGCCUGGGUUGAGGACCGCCAGAGGGUGCUGAUGUUGGGGCAAAAAUGUGCUCGGUUGGAAGAGGAGUUGCAGAAACGCACCGAGGUGAUCGGAGUCCUGACUACACAGGUGUGCGUUGUGGAAACCAGAGAGAAGGUGGUGCAAAAGGAGCUCAGCAAAGCCAAUCAGCAGCUCUGUGAGCUAGAAAAGGAACAACGACACAUCAGUGAAAAAUGUCAGGACUAUGAGGAAAAGAACCAGAGUCUCAGCUCCACGGUCAUGGCUCUGUCCACUCAGGUCGGCUCUCUGCAGGUCAAAGAGGAAGAACUGAGUUCGAUGCUCAAACUAAAAGAUAAAGAUGUGACAGAAGCCUCGAGUCACCUACUAGAACUCUCAGGGCAGCUUCGAGACCUGGAGACUGCCCUGAAAGAGAGUCGCUCACAAGAAAGCAAGCUCCUGAGAGACCUGGAAGAUAAUAAACGUAGACACAAAGAAACCAAACACGAGGUCACACGGCUCAAAGAGGAGCUGCAGCAGCAGGUGACACAGAGCAGCACCCAGAGAGAAGAGAUCAUCCGUCUGAAACAGGAGCUCCAGCUGCUUCACACAGAUCUGGCUCUGACAGGGGAGGGCGACAGCUGGAAAGACGAGCUGCUGGAACUUUCCCGCUCCAAACAGGAACGAAUCAUGUCUGAGCUGCGCUGCCUGCAACAGAUGUGUGAGAAUCAGAGGAAUGACCUCCAGCUGCUGCGGCUCAACCAGGAAAGUUCACGAGAAACUCUUAGGGAGAAAACAAGUCAGGGAUUACUCAGCAGCCAGGAUUUGCUAACAUGUAACUGUGCUGACCGUCGGUCACCUUCAUCGCACAGAGGGAAGAACCUGAAACCUGUUCGCGAUUCUCUACCAACAGCUGAUCCACAACACUCAACCAGAGAACUGGGAGCCCAUUCAGCACAUCUGACUGAUGGGGUUGAUCAUCUGUCCUCAUGCUCUCUGCAUCAGCUGUUGGACGAGUCCAGUUUGCUCAUGGCAGCAUCAGAGAGCAGCAGCUCCAGACGCCACAGCUGUUUGCAGCAUUUUGGUCCUACUCUGAGCUGUGGGACCUCAGAUCCACUUUACUUUCAUGAGUACCAGACACCCCACCACCUCCCAAAUACCCCGAUACUCAAGCAGACCAGUGAAACUCCACCCAAAGCCUGUCCACGUCACGGUUCCAGCCAGCCUGCCAGCCAUGUGGAUGGCUUGAUUUAAAUGAAAAGGAUUUUUUUUCCUAAUGAAAGUUUUCAGUGUGUAUCAGUGACACCAACAGC
Messenger RNA from Melanotaenia boesemani (Boeseman's rainbowfish), 1991 nucleotides. It is a transcript of the gene ccdc62, whose product is annotated as coiled-coil domain containing 62. Bases 310 to 1932 code for a protein of 540 amino acids. NCBI's taxonomy places the organism in Eukaryota, Metazoa, Chordata, Actinopteri, Atheriniformes, Melanotaeniidae. The record is from RefSeq and is a predicted model, not a curated record. The transcript is spliced from 13 exons.